AUGGCUCGACGGCUAAUCAAUAGUGGUUUAUUUUCGAUUAAUAAAAGUUUUUCAAGUCCAACAUUUAUAAUCAAUAGAACAGCUUCAUCAAAUAUUGCUGUAAAUAAAUUGAAAAUCUUAGGUGUUGGUGCAGGUACUAAACCCAUAGAAAAAAUGCAGAAAACUUUAACGGAAAAGGGAUAUAACAAUAUCAAACUUUUGGGCCUUUACAACACGGAAGAAAGUGAUCAGAAAUUGAUAGCAGCACUGAAAGAAAAGCAGUGGGAUGCAGUUACCAUUGGUAGUUAUGUUAACGGUUUCGAUCAAGCUGCACACUAUCAAGAAGAGGGUGUGUCUACAGAUCGUACAGAUAUACUUCUUUGGUUUAAUCGUGUUUUAAAUCUUGUACAUGAAUCUGCACCAAAAUCAAAAAUUGUUCUUCUUAAAGGGCCCCACGAUUUUCAUGAUGCAAUACAAAGAAUCAUGGGUGCCGAACAAAAAUAA
This is a messenger RNA of Adineta steineri, 483 nucleotides long. NCBI's taxonomy places the organism in Eukaryota, Metazoa, Rotifera, Eurotatoria, Adinetida, Adinetidae. The record is from the annotation of a GenBank genome assembly.